This is a messenger RNA of Pyrgilauda ruficollis (rufous-necked snowfinch), 648 nucleotides long. Its product is annotated as PHD finger protein 23-like. The annotation marks the transcript as partial. Gene Ontology annotation, biological process: negative regulation of autophagosome maturation; negative regulation of autophagosome assembly; positive regulation of protein ubiquitination. The transcript is spliced from 4 exons. The record is from RefSeq and is a predicted model, not a curated record. Lineage: Eukaryota; Metazoa; Chordata; Aves; Passeriformes; Passeridae.
CUUGCAGAACGUGACAUGCGUGAUGGGCAAAAUAGGCCCGGAGUGGGCGUGGCUCGCAUAAUUAGCACUGUGCGCAUGCGUAGAAAGCAAAAAGCGCUGGGGCCGCUGAAAACCGAACCGCAGCCCCCGGAAAAGCGGCGGAGGACGAUCGAGGACUUCAAUAAGUUCUGCAGCUUCGUGCUGGCCUACGCCGGGUACAUCCCGGCGACCGCCGAGGACCCCCCCUGGCCCUCGUCCGGCCCCAGCUCGCCCCGUCCGGCCGGGGGGGACGCGUGGGGCUCGGCCCCGGCCGCGCUGCGCACCAUCGAGACCUUCGUCCGCAAAGCCAAAUCCUCCAAAAAACGCGCCCUGGCGCCCCCGGAAUCCGCCAUUUUGGACAAAAUGCGCCUCAAAGACUCCCUGUUCGACCUCCCCGCCCCCCAAAACAACCCGGGACCGCCCCCCCAAAAACGCCGGGAGCGCCGGAACCGCCGGGGGGAUUCGGGGAUGGGCGGCGGCUCCCGGGGCGGCCGCGAGAAUUCGCGGAUUCGGGUGAAAAAGAGCAAAAAGCGGCGCUGGAAAAAGGGGGACAGGGGCGUCUUGGGGAGGGGGUCCCCCAGCGAGGAGACGGAUUCGGAGGAGGAGCCGCCCUCCCCUCCCCCGCCGCCG